AUGUUUUCUAACGGUGGGUUACUCAUAGAAGACUGGCUCCUACACCCUCCUCGACCGUUGGAUUUGACAAACAGUUGGCGUUACGCAGCGUUGGAAUCAUCUGUGAACAGCCAAGUGAUAAAACCUGUACCAAAUGAAACUUUACAGAUCGUGCUGUAUUUCGCCUUUCCCUUACUACCAGUGCUUACCAUAUUAAUUGCCUUGGUUAAUAUUGUACACGAGGCCAAAAAUUAUAUGUGUCCCCGCAAAACGUUGGCCAGUCGACCAUACGUCACACGUCAAUCUCAUUCGCUUAUGGUAUUCUUUGUUCUCGCGCUGAUCACCGCAACACUCACUUGGGCCGGGUGCCUUAUGCGAUACAUACCUAUGUCACCCUACGCAGAUCAGGACUCAGCAUCACUGCGUUCGACAGAGAAGCACGUGUCAAAUAAUCAAACCGUGAUUUCACACGGCAGUUCUACGCGCCCAGUGCCACACACUCAGUUUGCUACUCAACUGCCAGCCAUACUCACAAUGCAAGCAGUUUUGCGCCUCACUUUGAUUUGGAUAACCCUGGGAAUAAUGACCGAUAGAAUAUGUAUCCUCAAUCGAUUGAUUCAAAAUCCGGCCAGUGCUAGAGUUCAAUCAUAUGUGAGAACGAUUCACGAGCUCAGUGCUUUGGAUUGUCACAAUGGUUUCUGUCCUAUGAAUUUACUGUCCAUGGGUACAAAACAUGACUUGGGGAGACGUGAUCAUCAACAUUUCCAAGAGGGAGCUAACAGUGUACCAGCAAAAGGUUCCCUAAAUUGUUUUGGAAAGAUCUACAAAAGGACUUGUGUGUGGUUUCAUGAAACAAAUUGUUCAGAAUGUCUGAGUCACGAAACUUGCCACGAUCCGGAGGAGGCCUUAUGUUGUUGGUCACAAAGAGAAGGUCACACACAGUGGCAUGUGAAACGGGAACAUGCAGAACGAGGAAGCUGCUGCUCCGGUGGACUACCGAUGCCAAGCGAAACAUCUUGUUCAGUCGGUCAAACAUGCAUNUGCAUCACCACUGCAUUUCUGAUCUGCUUGGCGUUGGGUGUUUGUUUACCGCAAUUGUGGACCUAUCAGUUGACCAGGUUGGACAAGGACAAUGCAAUGGAUAAUGAUAAUGCUCUGAGACAACGCAAGUGGAUCGUAUGGCAACUCACCAAUCGAACCGGCCGAGCGUUGUAUGAAUACGGAUUGGCUAUUAUCAGCUUUGUCAUACCCGGUUGCCUACUCUUAGCAAGUGUGAUGCUUCUGAUCACGAAAAUUUGGAUGUCUGGCAGAUUGCUAUCUCGUGCAUUGGCAUCCGAACAGACCCAAGUGGAUCGGUAUUCCUUGGUUGCUCAUGAACGUCUUGCCGCUUACUGUCUCACUUGUUUGAAAAGAGAUUCACUUCUAACUUUGGCCUUGGGAAUAGUCUAUGUUAUCUCGUGGCUUCCUCAUACAACCGUUAUGACCGUGCACCGACUCAACUGUUUGUUGAAUACCGACCAAAGCGGAUCGUUUCAUUUGUUGGACAGGAAUGCCUGGCCAAAACAAAUCGGUUGGCUAUGGAUUGAACUCGUCGUUCUUCUUGGUGAUCUAUCCUCACAGCUUCUCUUACUGUUUAUACGCUUGUGCGAACCUGUUUACCAUUUGCCGGAGCGAGAAACACGGGAGGAAUCUUGCACUAGUGAACACAACGACGAGGUGGAUGCGGAAGACGGAAAUCUAGACGAGGGCUGCGGAGAGCAAGAGGAGGAAGAAUGUGACUAUUCGGGUGGAAUGAAGUCAACCGCAACGGCUUUGCGCUCUCCCGCGGCAAUCAGGUCCCAUAUAGCCCAAAAUCAACUUCAGAAAGCACGUACACUGAUUGCCGUUCCCAGUCCAUCAGACGAUGGGCAGACCAGUCAGAAUAUUUCACCGUUGCCAACUUCUCAUACUUUGUCGGAGUCUAUUCAUCCUAUUCAAUCACGCCCUGUUAGACGCUAUCCAAUGAUGCGUCCCCUGGAAGCCAGGUCAUGUCAUUCAAAUCCGUCACCAUAUCCGUCCCCCCUGGCUGCAAGAUUGUCUAGUCGCCGUGGCCAUUGUGAGCCGGCUAGCUUACAACUUCAUCCCAAUCAGCUCUCAUACAAUGAGCCCAGAAGCUCCACAGUGCUGUUGACCUAUUCACCUCGAUCAAGACACCCGUGCCGCAUCAGACAAGAACCAGUCCAGUACCAACAUCCUCCCACUCCGAGUUCACCCAAUUCACAUUGCACAUAUUGGCCAUCACACCCAUCACCUCCACCACUUCCUCCGCCACCUCGACAUUUGACUAGCAUGAUAGGAGAUUCCUCAAUCUACUCCACUCCACAUGGAUCUCCGAACGAACAGAAUUCGCACUCAGCACCAAGUCGCAAAACAUUGUCCCACUCACAAGACCCGCACAGUCAAAAACCAAGUCAUACGGAUGCGGAAGAGAACGAGCAUGAGAUAGAUGACGGUCAAGUUCAAAAUGCAGACAUUUUACAUUACGUUAAUGGACACAGUGAAACACAACAUCCCCAUCUAGUUCCGAACGGAUCUUAUUCGCCGAUAUUCUCCUAA
This is a messenger RNA of Echinostoma caproni, 2574 nucleotides long. The record is from the annotation of a GenBank genome assembly. Lineage: Eukaryota; Metazoa; Platyhelminthes; Trematoda; Plagiorchiida; Echinostomatidae.